AUGGCGGACAAUCGCUCGAAGCAACAGCUCAUCAACCGCCGUACGACCCUCAUCGCAGCACUGGGACGAGCUGAGCAGUUCGUCGAGAAGUACGAGGCGGAACGGGACCAAGGCCAGGUGAAACUGCGACUCGAGAACCUCGAUACCGUGUGGAUAGGAUUGGAGGAUGUGCAGACCCAGCUCGAGGACAUGGAAGUAACCAAUCAAGGUAUGGCACAGAACCUAGCUUUCCGUUCCCACAACGAAACCCGCUACUUCCAAAUCAAGGCUGCUCUCCAAUCUUUCCUCCCCAAAGUACCUACAUCCACUAGCGCAAUUCCCCAAUCGUCUCUUUCCGGGCUCUCCGGUAUCAAAUUGCCAACCAUCACCUUGCCGGAAUUCGACGGCGAUUAUAAUAAUUGGCUAGCAUUCCACGGCACCUUCGUCGCCCUUAUCCAUUCUAAUCCCGAAGUUCACGACAUUCAGAAAUUCCACUACCUCCGCGCUGCUCUGAAAGGAGAAGCAGCUCAACUCAUUGAGUCGAUCGGUAUCAGCUCCGCCAACUACACCAUUGCAUGGCAAGCACUCGUCUCUCGCUAUGCUAACGACUACCUUCUGAAGAAACGUCACCUACAAGCCCUUCUCGACUGCCCCCGAAUGAAGAAAGAAUCCGCCGCCGCACUGCAUUCCGUCGUUGACGAGUAUGAGCGCCACACCAAAACCCUCCGCCAACUUGGUGAGCCAAUCGACUCGUGGAGCACUAUGUUGGAGCAUCUUCUAUGCCUCCGACUCGACGACGCUACACAAAAGGCUUGGGAAGACUUCGCUACAACCACCGACAACCCCGACUAUGCUUGUCUUAUCGAGUUCCUCCAACGUCGCAUCAGGGUGCUGGAAUCCAUGUCUGUGAACCACCAAGCACAGCCAGCAUCGAAUCACCAACCACCAAUGUUUCGUCGUCAAUCGUUCCACAAAACCGUUUCCCAUGCUGUAACCGAAGCCACCCCUCGAAAAUGCCACUCCUGCGAUCAACAUCACCCACUCUUUCAAUGCCCGAAAUUCGAGAAAAUGUCCACUGCCGAACGACUGCAAGUUGUGAAUGAACACCAUCUCUGCCACAAUUGUUUUCGCCAAGACCACCUCGCUCGCAAUUGUCAGUCGAAAUUCUCCUGCCGUCACUGCAAAAAACGACACCAUUCAUUGCUCCACCCCGGCUACCACCCACUCAACGCCGAUCAAUCGUCCACCUCGUCUAACACAGCAUCAGGCUCAACGAAGCCCAUCACGAAGCAGGUAGCCAUAACAAUCAACAGCAAACGAUCACCCACAUCCACGAAUACUGUCACUACUCAAACAACCAAUUCGUCCCAAACAUCGAACGCGAAUGUUUUGUUGUCGACGGUCGUGUUGAUGGUAAUUGAUUGCAAUGGGCAAGCGCAUCCCGCCUGA
This is a messenger RNA of Aedes albopictus (Asian tiger mosquito), 1428 nucleotides long. RefSeq lists its product as uncharacterized. The transcript has a single exon. The record is from RefSeq and is a predicted model, not a curated record. NCBI's taxonomy places the organism in Eukaryota, Metazoa, Arthropoda, Insecta, Diptera, Culicidae. The coding region runs from base 1 to 1428 and encodes 475 amino acids.